This is a messenger RNA of Meloidogyne enterolobii, 558 nucleotides long. The record is from the annotation of a GenBank genome assembly. Lineage: Eukaryota; Metazoa; Nematoda; Chromadorea; Rhabditida; Meloidogynidae.
AUGCAGGAUUUUGGUGUAUUAACUGCAAACAAUGAAAUUUGUACAACUAGUUCAAUGUGUGCUAAGGAAAUUUAUCAAAACAAAAAUUAUCUGUUAAAGGAUGGAGUCCUAAUAACCUCUGCGUAUUUAACUUCUGCCGGAGAUUCUAUACACAACUACAAUUUACCGAUUGGAUUCGUACCUGUGUUGGCUGUUGUUGUUAAUGAUGGAAAGACUACUGGAAUGAUUCACACUGCGAGAGCAGGAUUAACUUCUUUAAAGGAAGCAGAACAUUUUUUUGCUCUUGGUACAGAAGACUGGAGAAACUCUUGUUUUAACGCCACACAAUUUGCUUUUGAAUUUUGUAAAAGAAAAUUGAUCCCUUGGAAUGUGAAGGAUGAUGAACGAUUUUAUUUUCUUUAUGAUCCACCUGACCUUGAACGUAAAGGGAGUAGUGCUGGAAUUCCACUUUUGAUUGCAGUUUUAUCUAAAAUUUUGAAUAGAAAACCGGCAAAUGGUGAAAAAUUUUUAAAAUAUUUUUUCGUUAAAAAUAAAAUUUCUAGUAAAAUUUUUCGAUAA